Messenger RNA from Lycium barbarum (goji berry), 632 nucleotides. RefSeq lists its product as uncharacterized. NCBI's taxonomy places the organism in Eukaryota, Viridiplantae, Streptophyta, Magnoliopsida, Solanales, Solanaceae. The coding region runs from base 73 to 414 and encodes 113 amino acids. Gene Ontology annotation, molecular function: zinc ion binding. The record is from RefSeq and is a predicted model, not a curated record. The transcript has 2 exons.
AUCACGUCUCAAAGCUCUAAAACAUCAAACUUUUCUAUAGAACAUGAUGUUUGUGAAUGUGGUCGUUAUUGUAUGCUAAAAACAUCAAGGACCGAAGAUAAUUCGGGGCGUCGUUUUUGGCGUUGUAAAGUGCCCGAAGAUUUGGGCGGUUGCAAACAUUUUCGUUGGGAAGAUAGUAUUCGCUUGGAUAAAACGGUGGCGGCGAAGAUUAAAAAGCCUUCGAUUGAUAGAGACACCGCAACUUCACGUAUCUCAAGAGAUACAAUGAAGUUUGACUUGCAAUUUAAGCUUAUCGAUGCUAAAGAAAAGAUUGACCUUUUGGAGGUCUUGCUAAAAGAAUCCGAAGAAAAAAUAAAUUCAAGGCUAACCUUAGAGACACUCAACAAGAGAAAAAUGAUUAGAAAGAAAAACUGAAAUUUUGGAAGAUUAUUUGUGCUAUCUUGUUGAUGUUUAUUAUUUCUAUGUAUUUUAUUUAUUAAGUUUAAUAUCUCUAUGUAUUUUGUUUUUCUAUCUAUUUUCUAUUUAUUUUGUUAUUUUUAUGUACUUUGUUUCUACUAGUUGCACGUUUUCAUUUAUUAUGUAAUCCUCACCCUUUAUGUACUAUUUUUUUUUUGAAAUUGUGAAUUGUUGAA